AUGGCAGAAGCAGAUCUUACCUUUGAUUCCCUCCUUGACCUCCUCCGACGUCUUCCACCUACACGAGUAGAAGAGAAUGUCAACACAUUAUGCGAUCUAGCUCCUGAAUACGCGGACGAUCUACUAGGCAAUGUAGAUCAGCCGUUGAAGGUUCUGACAGACAGUGAGAAAGGAAGGGACUUUUUGGGAUGUGAUUAUAAUAGAGAUGGAGAUUCGUUCAGAUCACCUUGGUCAAAUGAGUAUAUACCUUCAUCAAAUGGAGGACCCACACCUUCGAGUAAAUUACGUCAAUUGGAAAUAUCAUUAAAUUCAGCUUUCGAUACUUAUCGAGAAAUGUAUUUCGAAGGUGGUGUUUCAAGUGUCUAUUUGUGGGAUUUAGAAGAUGAUCCUGGACAAGGUAAAGAGAUCAGUUUCGCAGGUGUCGUAUUAUUAAAGAAGGUCCUCUCAACUCCAUCUUCGUCAUCGCCAGAUACACCAGAGACCAGCCCAUCAGGAUCAUGGGAUUCUUUACACGUAUUUGAAUGUCAAGAAAGAGGUAGAUCAGCAAAAUAUAAAUUAACUUCUACCGUAAUGUUAGUACUGGAAACCAAAACUUUAGCUAAAGCCGAAGGUAAAAAUCAAGAUACAAGUCGAGGGAAAGGAAGUGUUACUUUAAGUGGAAGUAUGACCAGACAAGCAGAAGUAGAUUAUCCAUUGACGAAUUCAGCUGGACAUAUACCUAAUAUAGGAAGGAUGGUAGAAGACAUGGAAAUCAAAAUGCGUAAUUUACUCUCAUCAGUAUACUUUGGUAAAACGAAAGAUGUAAUCAACGAAUUGAGAUCACAAAGUGGAUUAGAAAUCAAAUCAAGAGAAGAGAUGUUGAGAGCUGAAUUAGCUGGUAAAUUAGGUGCUAGGAAAUAA
Messenger RNA from Kwoniella shivajii, 900 nucleotides. RefSeq lists its product as uncharacterized. Lineage: Eukaryota; Fungi; Basidiomycota; Tremellomycetes; Tremellales; Cryptococcaceae. Gene Ontology annotation, biological process: barbed-end actin filament capping; actin cytoskeleton organization; cell morphogenesis. The transcript has 6 exons. Gene Ontology annotation, molecular function: actin filament binding. The coding region runs from base 1 to 900 and encodes 299 amino acids. The record is from RefSeq and is a predicted model, not a curated record. Gene Ontology annotation, cellular component: F-actin capping protein complex; cytoplasm.